AUGAAGGAGGAGCUUUAUCUGUUCAGCUGUUCAGGGCACGGAGGAGUCCAGUCAGUCCAAGUCCACCACCAGGUGGCAGCAGGAACAGUACAACAGUUCAGGGCCUGUCAGCCUCAGCAGCCCUCCACUACCCCAGCAGUGGGCUGUCUAGUCAGCCUACAGGACAGCUUCCAGUCAGCCUGUGGUGAUACCAGUGGCGGCCAUAUAGAGCCACAGAGGAUUCUCCAGGCCAACAGGAGGAUCCAGCUGCUGUCUCAGCUGUGGGAAGAAGGGGGGUGGCAGGAUGUUAACAUCAGUUGUGUGAGGAUGUGUAAGGACCUGUCUGCCCAGGCUAGCUUCUCUCUGGAUAUGGAGCUGGAGAUGCAGAGACAAAGGGCAGUGAAAAGGAGCCUGUCCGCCAUCCAUGACCAAGGUGAGUCCAUGGCCAUCUCAAUGUCCAUGCACAACCAAACAGCAGACUUCCCAAUGUUGGACCAGGAGUACUAUAGUUAAAUAGAUAAACACUCCAAACAGCCUACCCCACCGCUCGGAGGCGUCCGCAUGGUCCUAAAGCACCGUUGGCCCAUUUGUAUCACAUUCCAAUGAUACAACUGUGCCUUUGUGCCCUUGUGUAACAACACCACCAACACCAGCAUCAACACCAGCCAGUCAGCGGAGCCGCACUGUGACGACUCACUAUCACUCGUGGUCACCAGGGGAAGCACUGAGCAGCCCAGCGGAGCAGAGGAGGCGGAGCCACCUGGAGGCAGUAUGGCGUCUUCCUGCGCAGAAGACUGCAGCGAGUACUGUGAUUGGACUUAUGACAACUGCCCCGGCAUCCUGGCUAAUGAGGAGGAGGCCUCGAGGUACGAGCCAGAGAAUGACAACGUUGCCUAUCACAGCAUUAUGGAAGAGGUUGGGAGUAUUCUCAUGUAUAAAGCACGUAAUGAGGGUACACCUGAUUCAAACGAGACAAGGCCAAACCAAGAUGGAUUAGUCCGGUUGGUCCCGAGAGAGUCUCAGUGCACACCAGACUCAGAAAAAAGAGGAGCAGUCCAUCUAUGCACUGGUGGGGCACCGGCGGCCGUCAUGACGCCCGCACAGUACGGGAAUGAUGUGUCUGUCUGCUCUCCCGUCAACCUCAACCAGACGUUUGAUCUCUCGCCUUCACGCGUCACAGAAGCUAGACAGAGCACAGCCGACCAUUCAACAAAUACUUCACCCAAGGUCACCAAAUAUGACGUCUUGGUCUGUAUUGACCACAGUCUAACAGGCUGCAACCAGGGCACACAAACGCAGGGCACAACUACUACUGACAAGUGUGUCAUCACUGAGGUCCACAUGACAGACCUGAUGUACAGUACAGUUAACAGUCCUCCAGUCACGUUUACAGUGGUCAUUCAGAUGUAUUUUUUAAUGAAACACAAUGAUUUCUUCAAUAUGUAAAUGUCUUUCUUUUAGGAAUUCAUCUAGAUGAAAUUUGCUCAAGAAGAACUGAAAGAGCUGAAAGAGAAAAUGGCAAGGUAUUUUAGAGUUAGAGGAUCUCACAAAAUCACUUUUCAUUCUGUUAUUUCUGUUAUACCUCCAUUGCUGCUUUUUUUUCAUGAAAAUCGCCAUGGUUCUAUUCUCCUGCCUGUAUCAGCUCUGCAGACGGUGUGAGUGUGAGAGAUGGAGGAGGCUGCGGUGACUGGGACCGUGGUCAAUGUGACUGUGCCCAGCGUGUCACACAGGCAGAGCUGAGCCUGCUGACCCUGCAGUAUGGGAUCUGCCAACAGCAAUGCUGGAGGCGUUACAACACCUCACCCGAGGGAGACCGUCUGGUCCAGGAGUAAGAGAUGGAACAGGAGAGGAGAUAGGGCAGUUUGGCACCUUACAAUAAAAUGUUAUUUGUCACAUGCAUGGUAAACAACAGGUGGAGACUAACAGUGAAAUGCUUACUUACGGACCCUUCCCAACAAUGCAGAGAGAAAAAACAGAGAAAUAAUAGAAAAGUAAAACAUGUAAUAAUAAAAGUAAUAAAUACACAAUGAGUAACGAUAACCUCUGGUACCCCUCCUUCCUCUCAGUACAUUUAGGUAUGUACUAUGCAAUCAGAUAAUUGACAAGUCUUUGGGAAAUGCUCUGUCUGGGUAAGUAUGUUAAUUAAUUAAAGAAUGAAUGGAUGAAUGAAUGGAGUUGGCUGUUGUUUAAAUGUUUUUCUUUCUAUCCUCCAGUGCCUCAGAUAGGAGAUCCCAGCAGUUGCAGGUAGAGGAUAUUCGCGUAGAGGACGUCAGCGUAGGUGGUGAAGAAGAGGGAGAGUUAAACAGACUGGUGUCCCAGUCUCUUUCAUCGGUCCUUGGACAGGAUGAUGGGAUGGUUGGCCAGGAGGGUCCACCCCAAGGCAGAAGGUCCAGUUGUCCACCCGAAAAACUUGGGAAGCAGGUCUGGGAAGGCAGUCAUCCUCCUCCCCCAGCAGCCUGUGGCCAACCGCGGGGCCAGGCUAGGUAAUGAGACCUAUUCAUUCAUUCAUCCAUCCAUGGACAUGUUGAAUGAAUAAACAUGCAAUGCGUUGCACUACAGUGUUCUACAGUGUUCUCAGAGCUGGUUCAGAUCCACCUGGAUUGACUAACUCUCACACUCAACAGGUGGAACCAAAGACCACAACUCCAGCGAGGCAUGGUAUGAGGCAGAGGAGGACAUUGGGCCUGAAGGUGGGGUGCUGAAGGAAGGAGGUCUGGCUGUGGUCAUGGAGGAGGGAGAAAAUGGCAAGUAUUGGGUAGUGGAAAAAGCUGCAUAA
This is a messenger RNA of Coregonus sp. 'balchen', 2755 nucleotides long. The record is from the annotation of a GenBank genome assembly. Lineage: Eukaryota; Metazoa; Chordata; Actinopteri; Salmoniformes; Salmonidae.